Molecule: messenger RNA, 6965 nt
Organism: Antechinus flavipes (yellow-footed antechinus)
Lineage: Eukaryota; Metazoa; Chordata; Mammalia; Dasyuromorphia; Dasyuridae
Gene: EXOC3L2
Product: exocyst complex component 3 like 2
Exons: 12
Coding region: 3382-5823 (813 amino acids)
Biological process (GO): exocytosis; exocyst localization
Cellular component (GO): exocyst
Molecular function (GO): SNARE binding
Source: RefSeq, a predicted model, not a curated record
AUGGAAAUAGUGGCGUGGUGGAUAGUGUGUGUAUAAUCAGAAAGACCCGAGUUCAAAUCCCACCUCACUACUGACUAGUUAUGACCUUCAACAAGUCAUUUAACCUUAGAGAUUCAAUUCCCACAUGUGUAAACAACAACCAAAAAAGGUGAUACGAACACAUUGUAGCUUGUAUUUCUAUCACAGUUCUCUCCUCACCAAAUGGAUUUCUCCUAAAAGAAUACAAAUCUUGCUGACCCCAUUGCACAAAGGAAGAAAAUCUGGGGUUCAGAAAGGGGAACUUCCUAGCCCAGGGUUUCACAGCUAGGAAGUGGCGGGGCUGGGACUUAAAACUGACGCCCUUUCUUUGGCACUGUGCCAUCUCAUGGUGGGGAGAUCCAAAGUGUGUAAUUUAGAUCGAGGACUUAAAGAAACAAACACUCUGAUACAAUUAUGUACCUUCGUGUAUAAACAACCGUUAUCACUCCUUGUUUGACUAAAUCUGGACUUUUUUUUUUUUAAACUUGAAUUUAAAGGGCUCGAGGUUAUGGUUUUCUAAGUAUCCCUACACUCAGAUUAUUGCCAUGCCCCGGUGGCUUGCCAGGAGAUCCCUGAAAAUCCACUAGCUGAGAUCCCAAAGGACAACCUGGGGACCCCGUCCUCGGCCCAAGGGAGAAGCGCUUUCUGAUCCUGCUCCAUGUUGUUUCUCUUUACACGAUGUGGUUCUUCAGGGGUUAAUGGGCGAGAAAUAACUCGUUCUAAUUCCUCUAUCACUAAGGUUUUCGAUCCAAAGCAAUGAUGAUUUAUUGUUGCCUACUAUGUGCCGGGUGCUCUGUUAGGGGCUGGGGAGCCAAAGACACAAUUAUAAAGGCCCUGCCUUCCAGGAGCUCACGUUCUGCUUGAUUGGGGGGUGGGGAUGACAAAUGGACACGAAUAUCUACGAAUACAUACAAAAAUGGUGGAUGAAUAAAUAAAAGUCGUUGGGGAAGGGCACUAAAAUUGGGCUAAUCGGGAGGGGCUUCUUGUAGGAGGGGCUGAGCCUGGGAAAAGAACGGGAGGGUCUAAGAAGGGACAGUAAAAAAAAAAAAAAAAAAGGCAUUCCAGAUGUGGGGUCCAGCCUGACCAGUUUGAACCCAGUUAAGGAGCCAGUUUGGCCAGAGUGCCUGAAGGGGGAGUAAAAGGGUAGUUAUCCUGGAGAUUGUGGUUGGACUUUAGAUGCUAAUAUAUGUGACCGUGAGUCUCUCUUUUAGAAAGGAAACUGAGGUUCAGAAAGAGGAAGGGAUUCUAGAUGAAUCAAUGGGCAGUCAAAAAAGUCUGCCAGUCCUGCUAUAGAAGUCGUCCUCUUUCUCCUCCUUCUUCUCCUUUCCUUCCUCCUUUUCCUUCUCUUAUUUCUCCUCCUCUUCCUCUUUUUCCCUUUAGCUAGGAAAUGGUGGAAAGAGAAUUUGAUUCCAGGUCGGGGCCAGAGAGAUCAGUUUGUCUUGUGUAUUGGUGUCCUUGCUCCUUACCUCAUUCCCUGCCCUGGGAAGCCAGACAGGGGUCAGUGUAAAUGCUAACGCCACACCUAUACGCCAAAGAGCAUACAUUAACCGCCAACUGAAUGCAACCACACUCGCCAAGGAUCCUUCCCACACCUUUCUCAUCAGACCUCUGCGUCUAACUUGUUUUUAAUUCAGUCCCCGGAGCUGGAAGGGACCCAGAGGCUGGCUAAUCUUCCUUUAGGAGAUGAGAAUGCUCAGGGCCAGGAAGUCUGUGGCUUGGGGCGGCCAGAUGGCACAAUGGAGGCAGGAGGUGUUGAAUUCAAAUUCGGCCUCAGACAGUAGCUUUGGAUAGUAACACUUAGUAGCUGUGAGACCCUGGGCACGUUCCUUAAUCCCAAUUGCCUCGGGGCAGGGGGGGAGAAAGUUUGUACCUUGAUUAAGAUCUACCCGAUAGUGAUCUUAUCUUGCUCCUAUGGCCACAGAUCCUGACCCUUUGGGGCCAGAUCUUAAGGGUGUGAUGGUGGUAUUUGAGGGAAAGGAAGGAUGAGUAAUAAGUGGAGAGGGAGAAACAGCCUUACCAGCACGCAGUUCUCUGUGAUUCAACAAGCACCGGGGAUUAAGGAUAAGGCCAGAAUCUCUGACCUCAGGGAAGGAGCUGUUGUUUUUCAGUCAUGACUCUUCAUGACCCCAUUUGGGGUUUUCUUGGCAGGGACACUAGAGUAGUUUGCCAUUUCCUCUUCCAGUUCCAUUUUUGCAGAUGAGGAACCAAGGAAAACAGACUUGCCCAGGAUCACCCCAGCUAGUAAGUGGCCGAGGCCAGAUUUGAACUCAAGAAGAAUCUUCUUCACUCCGGGGUUGGCGGCCUAUCCCGUGCCCACGUGCAACCUGGUCUAUGUUUAGAGGAGAUUGAAUAAAAGACUCAUGUCCAGCCACAGAUGACCCUCAACCCGACAGGAUAGGAAGCGAGGCUAAGAGGGAAGGAUAGUGUCAAGCUGUGAGCGCUCAGAGAAGGGAGGGGAUCCCCUGUGUGUUGGUGGGAAGAGAACCCACAUCAGAAGCUAGCCCCAAAAAGUAACAAAAAGGAGUUUAAAAAGCAGUGGAGGUGGUGGAAGAAAAGAACCAAAGAAUGAGGAGUCCCAUUGUCUCAACUUACCUUGCUGUCGUCUUCUCAGCCAAGAGAAUGUUUUGGUUUUUUUUUUAAACUGAAGACAAUAAAAAUGGGUAAUGGGGGUCAGUCAGAUGGCACGGUAGAGAGAGCAUCAGCCCUGGAGUCAGGAGGACCUGAGUUCAAACAUGACCUCAGACACUUAACACUUCCUAGCUGUGGGACCCUGGGCAAGUCACUUAACCCCAACUGUCUCAGCAAAAAAAUAUAAUAAACAAAAAUGGGUAAUGGGGAACCGAUAAUCAAGCUAAGUAGGGAGAUAGUAAGAGGGUGCGUGGUUGCUUUGAGGACCCACAUGGACUCUGUUCUAGACCACUAAAAAAUCGGCUAAUGGGUUCACCCCAGGAAAGGAGAACACCACGGGAGACCACGGGAUUAGAGAAGGAACAAGACAAAGAGAACCAUAAUCCAAUGAGCUUAACUUGAAAGCCUGGGAACAUUCCAGAAUGUAUUAUCAGAUAGCCUGUCUCCAAAAGGAAUCCCUGAUCACCAGGGGCCACCAGGGCUCCCUCAAAAACAAGUCGCACCAGCUUAACCUUCUUUUCUUCUUUGAUAGGGUUACUAGACUGGUCAGUCAGGGAAGGCUGCGGGUAUAAUUUAGAUUAUAUCAAAGAAAUUGAACAAAGUCUCCCAGGAUCUGCCUGUGGACUCUGAAAUGGAAAGGUGUGUCUAGACUGAGGUCCCGUCGAGGAGUUUCGGAACUCAUCGAACGACCACGCCCGAGGAGUAGACACGAAAUAUCCUAGGUCCCGCCCCACGAUGCCUAUCCUGAAGAGCCUUCGGAUACCAGACCCGAAGGGGACCCGGGCCAACACCCUGCCCCUGACGCCUUCCAGGAACCCCUUUGAGUCGUCCUCAGGGGCGGAGGAUGAGGAGAAGGGGGACCUGGACGCCUUCCGUGGGGAGUCAGCCCCUACCCUGCCUAAUGGGGCCUCGUGCCACCGCCGGGCCACCCUGGAGAAGCUGGUGGGCCUGUCACCCUUCAGGCUGGGCAGGGGAGGGGGCCGACGGGUGGGCAGCCCUGGAGACGGGGAGUCCCGCUCCUUCUUGGGCCGGGUGCUGGGCCCGGGGGUCCGGCGGAGCUCGGCCGAUUUCGGUCUCUUGGCCAGACUCAACGGGGCCCGACAGGGUGGAACAGGGGAUGCCGAGGCUGCAGGCGAGGCGGCCCGGAGGCUGGCCUUCUUGAGGCUGGGACGAGGGCCCAAGCCCCGCCGGGGGUCCCUGGCAGAAAGGCUGCUGCCCUCAGGGGAGCCGGCCGUGGGGACAGCACCCCCGGCCCCGGCGCCACCCAAGGCGAAGGAGCCGCUGUCUGUCCUAGAGAUCCUGAGCCUGAUCCAGAAGCGAGAAUUGGCGCGAGCAGAUGAACACAUCCUGGAGUUGGAGGCCGAGGAGAAGCUGGAGACUUCGGGGUCCGGCCCUGGCAGCCUAGGGGGAGGCCGGGGCCUCCCCGAGGGCCGCCGGGCCCGAGACGUGACCCUCCUCUAUGAGGCUUUGCAGCGAGAGCUCUGGGCGCUGGUCAGGGAGACGCUGGCAGACCCUGGAGCCACUGGAGGGACCGGAGGGGCGCCCCUGACCCAGCUGGGUCAGGUCCUCGCCCAGGAAGAGGAGGCUGAUGGGCGCCGGGGACCGGGGGCAGCCCGAAGGUUCCGAGCGCACUGGGCGGAAGCUGUGGGCCAGGUGGCUGGGGAGCGGCUGGAGGCGGCUGCCGGGGCGGAGGCCGACGCCAUGGCCGGCAGGCUGGAGGCCCUGAGGUCUAGGCUGCUGGAGGACAUGGGGGCUGUCCGGACCCGCCUGGCACCUGCUUACCCGGCCAGCCUGGGAGCCUUCGGUGUCUACCUGCGGGGUUACCAUGGAGCCCUGUCUGAGUGGCUGAGGAAGGCCACCUACCACUGGCUACCUCUGGCUGACCGCUAUGCUCUCCUGUACUGGCACAACCAAGUCUAUCCGAGGGAGAUCCUGGGCCUGGUGAACAUAGUGGCCCUGGAGAAUGGACAACUGGGCCCCCUGCUUCCCGCUGAAACCAUUCGGAGCCUGGAGGACGAAUGUGUGACUGACGUCAAGGCUCAGACUCGAGCUGCUCUCCUCCAGACCCUGCAGGAAGAGGAAGAGCAAUGGAUCGGGGCUGAUGAGCAGCCCAGCAGCCUGGCUCAAGAUGUUUGUGAGCUGCUGGAAGAGCACACAGAUCAGGCCCCUCGCAUCAGCCAAGAGUUUGGGGAGCGGAUGGCACACUGCUGCCUAGGAGGACUGGCUGAAUUCCUGCAGAGCUUCCAGCAGCGGGUGGAGCGGUUCCAUGAGAACCCGAGUGUCCGAGAGCUGCCUUCUGACAGUUAUAUCAGUCGGACGAUCACCUUGGUGAACUGUGGCCCCCCCCUUCGGGCCCUGGCGGAGCGACUGGCCCGGGUGGGGCCCUCGGAGAGCGAGCCUGCUCGGGAGGCAGCUGCAAGCGCUCUUGACCGGGUCACCCGCCUCUGCCACCGAGUCCUGGCUGACCUGCUCUUUCAAGAACUGCAGCCCCACUUCUCCAAACUGAUGCGCCGGAAGUGGCUGACCAGCUCCGAGGCGCUGGACGGCAUUGUGGGGACCCUGGGAGCUCAGGCCUUGGCCCUCAGAAGAAUGCAUGAUCAGCCCUACCAGGCCCUGGUGGGGGAGCUGCACCGAAGGGCCCUGGUGGAGUACGUCCGACCCUUGCUUCGGGGGCGCCUGCGAUGCCGGUCUGCCCGCUCCAGGAGCCGAGUGGCCGGGAGGCUGAGGGACGAGGCUGCCCAGCUCCAGAGGCUCUUUAGGCGUCUGGAGUCCCAGGCCUCGUGGCUGGAUGCUGUGGUACCACAUCUGGCUGAAGUUCUGCAGCUGGAGGACACGCCCAGCAUCCAGGUGGAGGUCGGGGUCCUGGUUCGCGACUACCCCGAUAUCAGGAGAAAGCACGUGGCCGCCCUCUUAGAUGUUCGGGGUCUCCGGAGUGCAGCUGCCCGGCAUGAAAUACUGGCUGUGGCCAGGGAUCUGGAGCAGAGCGGGGAAGGGGCUCCUGCCCCUCCCAGGGACCGAGCUUUUUUUGCUGACAUCCCCGUCCCUCGGCCGCCUUUCUGUCUGGGCCUCCCCCUCCCACUUGCCCGACUACCCCUGGCCCGACUCACCAGGCCCGAUCUUGCCUGCCUGCCCAGGUCCCGCCCUCGGCCCCCUGCCCGUUCUCGUGCCCAACCCUGAGUGCGCCUGGGGCUCCUAGAACCUGCCCUGUGAUGCUGCUGUCCCAGCCUGGAAGCUUGUGUCUUCUCCCUUUCCCCCAACAUCUGCUGCCGAGAAAGAAGGAUUCUGUCCCUGGGGACAGCAUGGGAUGUCAGAGCCAGGAGAGUCCUCAGCAUGGGAUGUCAUAACUAGCAGGACCCUGGAAACAUGGAAUAUCAGAGCUGGAAGGGCCUUUAGAACAUAGACCAUCAGGACUGGGAGAACCUUUAGGAGACAGACCAUUAGAACUGGGAGAACCAUUAAAACAUAGACCACCAUCAAAACUGGGAGAACCUUUAGAACAUAGAUUACAAGAACUGGAAGAACUUUUAGAACACAUAUCACAAGAACUGGGAGAACCUUUAGAACACAGAUCACAAGAACUGGGAGAACCUUUAGAACAUAGAUUACAAGAACUGGAAGAACCUUUAGAACACAGAUCAAAAGAACUAGGAGAACCUUUAGAACACAGAUCACAAGAACUGGGAGAACCUUUAGAACACAGAUCAAAACAACUGGGAGAACCGUUAGAAGACAGACCAUUAGAACUGGGAGAACCGUUAGAACAUAGAUCACAAGAACUGGGAGAACCGUUAGAAGACAGACCAUUAGAACUGGGAGAACCUUUAGAACAUAGAUCACCAGAACUGGGAGAACUUUUAGAAGACAGACCACCAGAACAGAAGAACCUUUAUAACAUUGAUUUUCAGAAUAAGGAGGAAGCUUAAAACAGAGAAUGUCAGUGCUGGGAAAGAACUUAAAAUAGAGUUAAGGUUGAAAAGAGAGUUAGAACAUGGGUCAACAAUCAGUAAAUAAACAUGUAUUUAGCACCUACUGUGUGCCAGGCUCUACGUUAAAUGCAAAGACUCUCAUGGUGGGAAUUUACAUCAUUUCAUUUCUUUCCCCCAUUUAUAGAUGGCAGAACUAGAGCUCAUGAGUGAGGUCACACAGCAAGCCAGGGACAGAGCUGGGAGCCAGGGUGGGUCCCCCAGAAUAAUGGAGGCUGGCCACGCUCUGCCCAGUCUCCAUCUCUUCCCUCUCAACUUCUUCUUGGGGCGUUUCCUUGUGUAAUAAAGAAUGUAUGAUUAUAAAAUAAAUAUGUUUCUAUUUAACAAGCAACAGAA